AUGGCGCAGGCACAGUCACAACAGCCUCCAUCUCAACAUUCUCCUCAAUMCCCUCCCAACCAGCCGUUCUCACCUCCCGUCUCGACUCCCACUCCUCCAGCGAUUGGCAUCAACCCCCCUCCUCCCAAACGACAACGGCUUUCUCCUCUUCCACAAACACAGUCGCCUUAUGGUUCGCCUGGAUUUAGCGCAUCACAGCUACCCCAAGUUCAUACUCCCGGGAUGAAUGGAGCUCAGGUGAAUGGCAUGUCGACUCCGGUCCAUCUUCAGAGCGCUACUCCUGUCCCACUCGCGCCCGUUGCGCCCGCMCCUCCUGGUUCUAKGGGACCGCCAUCUCGMCCAGCCGAUAAACCAACGGAUGCUUCAGAUUUGAGCGAUGUUUUGGCGCAAUCUGGUAUUGACGUCAAGGAAGAAGAGGCGUAUUUGACACAAAGCUAUGCUGCACCUGUAGUAGCGCCUCGACCACAGCCACCCGGGCUCAACACUUCUUUUGUGUCAGCUCCAUCGACUCCAGGUACUGCUUCGGCGAAUGUCAGCUUCGAUCUUUCUCAAGGAAGGCCCCCGGCAACACAAGAGCAACAAGUUGUUCCAGCGUACUCGGAAGAUGCGCCCUACAAUCAGCCAACAUACGAGGAGACCCAGGCAGCGAGGAGAUCUCAGUAUCACUUGCAGGACCCGUUUCUUCUCACAAAAGUACUCGAGCAGAAAAUGCAAAAGAGAGCAUACGAGCUUGGAGUGCGGCUUCCAACAGAGGGCUUAUAUCAUCCUAUGCCGGGUUCUCGUCAACCGAUUGAGGUCACAGGUCCGGACGGUUCGUCAAUCGUUCGUAGAGGACACACAAUCAUCAAUCAAGAAGGUGCGCCUCUUGUUGAUAUACUUUCGCUCUUGUCACUUUGCUGCGAGGAGCGGUUGAGGGGUGUCGUCGAAUACUCUGCUGGUCUAUCGAAAAGUCGGCGGUUACAUUCUCAUGGCGCUGUUCCUACAGAAUGGCAAGACUUGGCUGUAACGGCUCAGAAUAUUUCGGAACCUGUUACAGGUACUCCUCAGAAGCGACCGCUUGCUGCAGUCGACACCGCGUCUCAGUCACUGGCUGGCAAAUAUCUUAUCUUAUCAACAAAAGACAUGUCUGCUGAACAAGCUCGUGCUGCCAAGCGAGCAAAACGAAAUGCGGAUGCUAUAAUCAGCGAGACUAACGGCGGCAGCAGAACUCCGUCGAUAGAUGUGGGCUCCGGUACUACGACCCCUCUAUCACAACUAGCAAUUGGUCUCAACAAGGGCACCACCAAAAAAGAAGCAAAGAAACAAGUAGAUGCUCGGGCGACUGAGGCCCAGCAACAUCAGCAAUCUGUCGAGACUGCUCGCAAAGCUCUCUCCAGUACACUCUUCGGAGGGUCAAAGAAGCGAAACUAUUCCUGGCUGAACAAGGGUUCCGCCGUGAACAGCAUAUCAUCGCCACGAUCUCACUCUCCUGCUCUUGGCAGCCCCAGCGUCGGUGCCAUCGGUGGAGCCGAUACAGGCGACAAGAAGCGCCUCGAUAGCACCACAACAGCAGAAAUAACUCGAUUGGGAGACUGGCGUGAAGACAAAGCCAGCGGGAUCCAAGUGCGCGACGUUCUAUUCAUGCUCGAACAAGACGGAAGAGGUUCGAGACACGUUCAAAAGGCUUACAGCAAAGAUCCUCCCGACGAACGUCUUGCUUGA
Molecule: messenger RNA, 1701 nt
Organism: Talaromyces amestolkiae
Lineage: Eukaryota; Fungi; Ascomycota; Eurotiomycetes; Eurotiales; Trichocomaceae
Exons: 2
Coding region: 1-1701 (566 amino acids)
Source: RefSeq, a predicted model, not a curated record